CUGUCCGCCUACUCAAUGGGUCCGGGUGGAGCAACAGCCCUAAGGUUAGCAAAGGGAACGCUUUCCUCUUUUGGUGCAGCCUCGUUCGGGACAAUGUGAUAGUGGUUACCAGUGCUAUCUGCCAGGAGUGGCCGCUUUCCAUACCGCCCCUUUGGGGGCGGCAGGAGAGGAAGAAAAGGCAAAGCUCUGCCGUCAAGUGAAGCGUCUCUGCAGCUGCAGCUGCUGCUGCUGCUGCCACCGCCACCUCAUCCUCCCUCCCCGAGGCAGAAUAUGCUAGGCCGAAAUGAAUCCUGUGGUGCAGAGCAGAUGCCCAUGUCUUACUUGACUUGCCUGCUUUACAUACUGGAAGGAUGGACUGGAAUAGAACACUUGGACGAAUAUCUGAGUUACCUGGCCUACCUCACAUGGCUCUUUGCACCAUUGCUUGUAGCAUUUUUACUUCCUGCAAUCAUCCUCAUUCUUGUAUAUGUCAGCAUUUUUAUUCUUCAUAUUUACAAGUUACGGACACACUUAAAAGAGGUUUAUGCAAAUGAUUUUUGGGAUGGUGCAAGACUAACAGUGACAACUAUGUGGUAUGUUCACGCAAGAAUAUGGAAUGGCUAUGAGUUGCAUGGCCUAGAAAAAAUACCUGAUGGACCAGCCCUAUUUGUUUUUUAUCACGGAGCAACACCUUUAGACUUUUUCUACUUUGUGUCUGCUGUUCUUGCUAAGAAGAAAAAAUUCAUCCAUGUAGUUGCUGAUCACUUUGUCUUUUCAUUACCAGGUUUCAAAAUCUUAGUUGAUGUGUUUAGCGCUUUGCCUGGAUCACAGGAGGAAUGUAUAAAAGCAUUAAAGAACGGACAGACACUGGCCAUUUCACCAGGAGGAGUUCGGGAAGCCCUGUUUAGUAAUGAAUGCUACACCAUGCUAUGGGGAAAUCGUAAAGGAUUUGCUCAAGUGGCUAUUGAUGCAAAAGUGCCCAUCAUUCCCUUUUUUACACAAAAUAUUCGGGAAAGCGUUCGAACACUUGGUGGAUUAAAACUACUUAGAUGGGUGUAUGAGAACACUCGCUUGCCACUAGUCCCAUUGUAUGGAAACUUCCCUGUCAAACUACGCACAUAUGUUGGAGAUCCUAUUCCAUAUGACCCAAAUGUAACUGCUGCAGAACUGGCAGAAAAAGCAAAAAAUGCGGUACAAUGUUUAAUAGACAAACAUCAGAAAAUACCAGGAAAUGUAUUUAGAGCAUUGAUGGAACGAUUUGAAACACAGAGAAAAGAAGACUAGUGUCUUUUUUGGUUCACAAAUAGUUGUAAAGUAUUUUAAAAUAAUGUUUAUGACGUGAUGUAAUAUUUGAGAAGAAUGCUAUUGUAUUUUACUUUCUUUACAAUUGUACAGUUUUACAGAAAAACAAGUUAUUUCCCCAAAAGAUCCUUGUUAAAUCUGAGACUUGGGAAUCUUAUUCUUUAGGUACCAACACAACAACAGUGGUACCUUGCAAGACGAAAAUAAUUAGUUCUGUGGGUUGUGCCGUCUUACGAAAAAGUUUGUCUUGCGGAAACAAACGGCAGGAAAAAAAAACACGUCUUGCGAGACACGGCCAUAGAAAGCUUUGUCUAGCGAGUUUUUCAUUCCGUGAGGCAUUCGUCUUACGAGGUACCACUGAAUUUGAUAUUUUUAAAAGCAUAGUUGUACCUUGGAAUAAGCUAUAAAAUGGCUUUUUUGGUUUCUUGAAAAUAUAUGGAAUUUCCAUACAAAUUUUAUUUAAAUGGAAGGUAACAUUAGGACAGGCACCCCCAAACUUCGGCCCUCCAGAUGUUUUGGACUACAAUUCCCAGCAUCCCUGACCACUCGUCCUGUUAGGGAUCAUGGGAGUUGUAGGCCAAAACAUAUGGAGGGCCGCGGUUUGGGUUCCUGCAUUAGGAUGUAUUUGAACAUUAUAGCUGUGUGCCUUUCAUGUCUCAUGUGGGGUAACAGAUUCUCCAAUCAUGAUAAAGUCCUGGAUUAUAUUUAUUAACAUUUGUAUAAUGUAAAACUUCCAAAAAGGUAAAAUAACAAUAGACCAGAAACAGAUUUGAAAAACCACCUAGCGCUCUUAUGUAGUGAGUCUGCAUAUUGGCACCAACUGCUGGCAGAAAUAUAUGAAACUAUUGUGAAUGUCUGAUUAAUAUCUUGCAUGAAACCAUGACCACACAAGCAUUUUUCUGCCAAAAUGGAUAAAGAGCCCCUGGAUGCAAAAUGAUAGGUCAGCAUGUUUAUCCUUGGAAUUGUAUUCCAAGCUGGUCUGCAGUAAAACUAGUGAUAUUUAAUGCUUUAAUUAGGUUUUUUUUAAAGUACUUUUAAAAUUUGGUGGCUUAUUUAACAUGAAGAGAGCUGGUUUUUGCUCCAUAAAUUGAUGAGAUAUACUGAACUUUCAGUGAUGUGACUUCAGUUUCAAUACCCACCUUCAGGGUAAUAUCAGUAAUUCUGAUAUUUAGCUGUAAAUACUUGAGUGGUAGCUUAUUUCCUAAAUUUAUAUGCUACUUUUAAACAUUCCAGAAUAACUUGCCAUGCACUUCUUCAAAUCAAUAUUUAUAUAUUUAGCUUAUUUGUUAUUCUACAGAGUUUGUUUUUAUUUUGUAGUUUUAGCUUAAGUAAAACUACUUUAAUGGGACGCAGGUGUGCUGUGGUCUAAACCACAGAGCCUAGGGCUUGCUGAUCAGAAGGUUGGCGGUUCGAAUCCCCGUGACGGGGUGAGCUCCCGUUGCUCGGUCUCAGCUCCUACCAACCUAGCAGUUCGAAAGCAUGUCAAAGUGCAAGUAGAUAAAUAGGUACCACUCUGGCAGGAAAGUAAACGGCGUUUCCGUGCACUGCUCUGGUUCGCCAGAUGAGGCUCAGUCAUGCUGCCACAUGACCCGGAAGCUGUCUGUGGACAAACGCCGGCUCCCUCGGCCAGUAAAGCCAGAUGAGUGCCGCAACACCAGAGUCGUCUGCAACUCGACCUAAUGGUCAGGGGUCCCUUUACCUUUAAAACUACUUUUAAAAAUUGUCGGGAGAAAACUCCAGCUGAAGAUGCUGUAAAAUAGACUUUUUCAGUAUAUUUGAAUACUCAUCUGAAUUGAUUUGGAAUACGUGAAAUUGAGCUUUACAUUACUUUUCAGGUUUUAAUAUGUGUAAAUAGGGCUUCAUUCAAAACUCUUCAGGAGAUCAUGUGCACUUCUUCUGGUCAGGGUAGGCCUUCCUAUUCAGUGAACAUUUGAGCACUUAUCUGUGCCUAUCAGAAGAUUGCUAGAUUCAGGUUAGAACUGAGCUGCCAGAAAAUUAAAUUGGUUUGUUAAAAUACAUUUGUGGGCACUGAUUUCUUUCUCAAAUCAGGGGUCAGCAAACUUUUUCAGCAGGGGGCCGGUCCACUGUCCCUCAGAUCUUGUGGGGGGCUGAACUAUAUUUUUUUGGGAGGGGAAAUAACCAAGAGAUGCAUUUUAAAUAAAAGGACACAUUCUACUCAUGUAAAACAUGCUGAUUCCCGGACCGUCCGUGGGCCAGAUUUAGAAGGCGAUUGGGCCGCAUCCUGCCCCCGGGCCUUAGUUUGGGACCCCUGGGGCUAAAUAAAUGGGAAAAGUGGCCUAUAAACAUAUUAAAUCAGUUGUUUGGACAUGUAAAAGAAAUUUGAACAUUUCAAAAUAAACAACUGCAAAAUACUAAUAUCUGAAUAAUGAUGCAAUUACAUCAGAAUCCAGUUUACUUUCUCUUGCAUUAGAAAAUGGCAGCAGCUCUAAUACCGUUUAGAAGUGAAUGAUAAGACAAAUGACAUUUUUAGAAACCUCUUCCUUUCUGCGAUUGUAAUUUGUUUUAAACUGAUCUUGCCAUUGUGUUUUAAUUGUUGUAGCCAGUCCUGGGACUUUAGGGUGAAGGGUGGGUAAUAAUUUUUAAUACUAUAUAGAAAACAGCUCAGGUGGUUUCUGUUGACUUGAUCAGUUGUUAUACUAGUGCAGUGCAAACAUUUUAGUUAUUUGCCCUUGCCCGCAACUCCUUGCUGGAGCUCUGAUGUGUAUAGAAAAACUGUCGCAUGCAGCAGCUUCUUGACAACAGUGCAGGUUGUAGCCGAAAGUGAUGGAAAGGGCCUGUAUGUAUCUCAAAUCAAAUGAGCACACUGGCAAAUGGAAUGUCAUAUACUUAGAAUGUAUAACUGUAUGAAGAUAUGUGUGCUCAAAUGCACGCAUGGGUAGAUGGUGCUCUUCAGUUCAGUAAAGUAAGCUGAUACACAUGAGCAAAGGAAUGCAUUUGUAGAUUGUCUCCAUCCACUGAACUGAGAAAGCUCUUCAGGCAAGGAAAUUUCUGAUGAGCAUUGGGGUUUCCACUCCCCAAACACAUUGCUGGCUUGGUUUAGAGGUCACUAAUUCUCAAUCUGUUUUGCAUGAAACUGGUCCUAUUAAAUUCUGAUGUGUGUGUGAGAGAGAAGAGAGAACGAUUGGGUGUUUGUGGCAAAUAUAACAGCACGGCAAGUUGUUUGUGUUACAAACCUGAAAAAUGGUACUGGUACAUUCCCAUUUUUAAAAAGUAUUGAAUUGAGUAUCAAAACAAAAUGCAGUAUAAUUAUUACGGUCAAUUAACAUAUCUAAGUUAAGUUACAGUUUUUCCACGUUCUGUUUUCUGUAUAUUUGUAUGGUAUUUUGUGAAGUUUUUUUUUAAUUGCAGAAUAAAGUUGAAAUGGCAACUAGAACAAAAAUCCUGUGUGUUUUU
Messenger RNA from Zootoca vivipara (common lizard), 4695 nucleotides. RefSeq names its product DGAT1/2-independent enzyme synthesizing storage lipids-like. Gene Ontology annotation, cellular component: membrane. NCBI's taxonomy places the organism in Eukaryota, Metazoa, Chordata, Lepidosauria, Squamata, Lacertidae. Gene Ontology annotation, molecular function: acyltransferase activity. The record is from RefSeq and is a predicted model, not a curated record.